Messenger RNA from Nezara viridula (southern green stink bug), 1350 nucleotides. The record is from the annotation of a GenBank genome assembly. Lineage: Eukaryota; Metazoa; Arthropoda; Insecta; Hemiptera; Pentatomidae.
UCUGAUUCGAGCAAAAUGUCCAUCAUAACUGACGCAAUAAUCGAAUUUAAAUAAAUUAGUGGAAGAGUCCUUGGAUUCGUUCAAGAUCACGUGAGCCCAAUAGCGACUACUGAUUUCCAGUUUGAUAGCAGUGAUAACAGUCAGCUGUUGGAGUCCGCGCUGCUUUGUCACGAACGCUCAUCGUUUUUUUUUUUUUUUCCUCUUUGAGCAGCUCCAUGAAGGAUGCACGUUCCACUCCACAUCUUCACGAGUCUCCGAGGUGGAUGUCCUGAUUUAAGGAGUGUGGCAGAAUUUUAAGCAGUUCCUGGUGGUAUAGAAGAUACCAUGGCUGGUGAGAAAUCUUUUAAAGAAGUCACCAUACCAGUUCCCUGGGGCGAUAUUCAUGGGAAACUGUGGGGACCCGAAGAUAAACAACCUAUUAUUUUUCUUCAUGGAUGGCAAGAUAACGCUGGUUCUUUCGAUCCAUUAGUCGCUUUAUUACCUGAAGAUAUAGCCGUACUCUGCAUAGAAUUUCCUGGCCAUGGAUUUUCUUCGCAGUAUCCCAAGGGACAGAUGUACUAUCUGUUUUGGGAUGGCCUUUAUAUUACAAGACGUGUAGUUAAACAUUUCGGUUGGAAAUCUGUCUCUAUAGUCGGCCAUUCGCUUGGUGGAGCAGUCGGAUUCAUGUACGCAGCAUGUUUUCCUGACGAAAUAGAUAAAUUAGUCUCUCUAGAUAUUGUUUGCCCGAGGGUUUCCAAACCUGAAACACUAGUCAAGAACACUGGACCUUCUAUUGAUACUUUUCUAAAGUAUGAGAACUUGCCACCAGAAUCACAGCCAUGCUACAAUUAUGAUGAGAUGGUGGAAAUUGCGCUAUGCGGCUACAAGGGUUCAGUCACCAAAGAGGGUAUUAACAUUUUAAUGAAAAGAGGAAUGACUAAGAUCGAAGGCGCAGAGAAAUUCAAGUUUUGCAGGGAUCUUAGACUCAAGGUUGCAGGAUUGGGAAUGCCAUCGUUGGACAUUGUUCUAGAAAUGGCAGACAAGAUAAAGUGCCGCUACUUAAACAUUCGAGCGAUGGACGGGCUGAAGCUGGAGAGCCCAGAAGUGUACCCGAUGGUGCUCGAGCGGCUAAAGACGACCUGCUCUUCGUUUGCCUAUCACGAAGUUAAAGGGACACAUCACCUACAUCUUAAUACUCCGGAGCUCAUCGCACCGAUCAUCAUUCCGUUCCUCAAGUCGUAGGCUUUCGAUUGCUGCUUAAGAGUGCGCCAUCUUGCUGUGCUUAAUUAAAUCUCACUGCUCUCAAUUUAAAAUGAUUGGGUUUGUGCUUGGCUUUGGACACUUAUACACUAAUAAUUGGUCGAUUUAUUU